Molecule: messenger RNA, 3954 nt
Organism: Gallus gallus (chicken)
Lineage: Eukaryota; Metazoa; Chordata; Aves; Galliformes; Phasianidae
Gene: GSTCD
Product: glutathione S-transferase C-terminal domain containing
Exons: 13
Coding region: 1138-3021 (627 amino acids)
Molecular function (GO): S-adenosylmethionine-dependent methyltransferase activity
Source: RefSeq, a predicted model, not a curated record
GGGCACACGGUGAGAGGCGGAGCCGGAGCGGAAGCGGCAGGGACGUAUCGUGCGCGGGGCCGGGUAAGCGGCGGAGAGCGAGUGAGGGAGAGGCGGAUCCCGGCAGACCGGCACUGGCGGCGAGCGGGGGCCGUUUAUCGACCCGCGCGGCGGUGGGCGGGGCGGGAGGUGCGUGAGGCGCGUGAGGCAGCGCGCGGGCUCGGCGGCCUUGGUGGCUUUGGGAGUUCGCGCCUUGCUGCUGCUCCCCCACACGGGCUCUCCUCCCGCUGUUUGUCCCAUUCCCGAAGCGCGUGCUUGAGGUGUCUGCCGACGGAGACCCGCGCUGGCGGCGGGAAGGCACAGCUCUUUGAAGGAUGCGGUGGCCCUGAGCUCACGCAACGCAUUGAUCGUCUGUCUGGAAACAUAGCUCAGCCUUCCACAGUUAUCUCCCUUGGAGCAUAAAUACUGAUGUCGUGCAAAGUUAAAUAUUUGCUGGGGGCACCCGUCUUUUUUAAUGACUUGUGAUGAGGAGAUGCUAACCAAGAUGUUAGCCAAGCUGAUUGUGACACCGAAGGCAAACAGCCCUAUUUAUCUUCAAACUAUGUUGCAAAACCUGUGAUAUUCAUUAUUUAUGUUCAGCUGAUUUCUCCCUUCCCUUCUUUUAACAGUGCCUACUAUUAAUAAAGCCAGUAUAGGAUAGAAAUCCAUCUCACACAAUGCAGGCUGAUCAGAGAAGGACAAAUGCCAGGAAAAGUGUUAUGAUUAAAGAGGUGCACAAUGUGAUGUCUCGAGGGUUUUGUUAGUUCCAUUCUUUAUUUUGUUAUCACAGAAUGGCGGGGGUUGGAGGAGACCUCAAGAGAUCAUCAAGUCCAACCCCCUGCUAAGCAAGUUCCCUACAAUAGACUGCACAGAUUGGCGUUCAGGCAGGUCUUGAGUAUCUCCAUAGAAGGUGACAAGCUGUCAGGAGUAAAUCUCUAAAGCAAAAUAUGGGAGAGGAGUAGGAUGUGGCAGUGCUGGAGUCUACAGUUCUCUGAGGAAACCUCAUGCUGAAACAGAAGAGAAAGUUGCCAAGGGAAGUGCUUACUGCUGUUUCUUCCUUAUUUCUCGCUGUACUGACCAUCUUCAAACCUCUUCCAGGAACUUCAGCUCAGGAGGAAGAUGAAAGAUAGCGUCCCUGAAGAACAUUUGUAUUUGGGUUUUUCUCAUCAGUAUCAAGAUAGUAUCUUUCCUCUUCACACAUCUAUUUCACUCUUCUUGCUAUCCUACUGUGACUGCAAAUCAUUCAAAAUUUUCUUAGUGCCGACUAAUGAAAAUGCAAAUGAUCAGUUUGUGACAAAAAACCUCCUUGGAGAUCUUGAGAUCCAUUUAAUCUCCAAAUGUCAGCUUCCUACGGUCGUGCAGAGCUGCUGUUUACCUGCUGUUGUCACGAAAGAUGGCAAGUUCUGUCGAGCUGGGCUUUCUGUUGUCUUAAGACAUAUAAUACAGAAAACAUUCGAGGCAGAUCCAUCCAAAAAGAAUGUUUUGGAACUCCUAGGCUUUAAGAAGACCUGCUUAAAAGCCUGUGCAGAAGUUAGCCAGUGGACCAGACUCUGUGAGAUCAGCAUACCUCUGGCUGUUGAAGGAUUUUUGACGGCAUCUCCUGAGCACUGUCAGACUAUUCCUGCUGACAUUUUACAGCUUGAAAGAAAACUUGGAGAGCCUGUCCGAGUACAUAACGAUGACAAAAUUCGAAGGCAAAAGCUUCAACAACAGAAAGCAGGUGCCAAGGCUGCAGCGUCUCUGCUUGAGGAAGAAGCAACAGAAGAAGGGAAAGCAGUGGAGGUGCAUGAACAUCCACUUCCAAGUUUGGAACUGAGUGUAGCUUUCUCUAAGCUACGUGUCCAAGAGGUAUCACAUGCAGUCAACAGAGAAGCCCCUCUCAUCAGGAGAACGAAAACGUCUGACCUUCCACCUUUAGACCAUGUUUUUGCAGAGGGGCUUUAUUUUACCUUGGCAGAUAUAGUGCUUUUGCCGUGCAUCCAUCAGUUCCUGGUUUACAGCAAAAAACAAGGGAAAGAUCUGGUAAACUUGCCUCUGAUCUCCAGUUGGUAUCAAAGAGUUCAGCAAGUACCUGGAGUGAAGAAAGCAGCUGAUAAAUGCAACAUGCAGCUUCUCCAGCUUCCAGAGUUGAUACCUUCUCCAGAGGAACACCGAGAAGACUUCUUUCCUGUUCCUAAUGACUUUGAAGAGGAGCAUGAAGACAGUCAAUUUAUAGGUGGUCCAAGGCCAACUAUGACUAAGUUAAUGGAGAGGGGAAUUGAAGCAAAGUUUUCUCCUCAUCCAUGCCCUGACUGGACGAUAGAUUGGACCAUCCUGCCAGCAGCAGUCAAUCCUGGAGAAGGAAAGAUGUCUAGAGAUCGAGCUCUGAGGAAACAGCAGCAGUUGAAUAAUUUGGUAGCAGCAGUGAAAAAGCUUGCUAAGCCUGGAGAUAUGAUUGUGGAUUUCUGCAGUGGAGGGGGUCAUGUUGGAAUUGUUCUUGCUCACAUGAUGCCAUCAUGUCAGGUGGUGCUCAUAGAAAAUAAGGAGUUGUCUCUGAUGCGUGCUAAAGACAGAAGUGAUGAACUAGGUUUAAGCAACAUUUCAUUUAUUCAAGCAAAUUUGGACUAUUUUAAUGGCACUUUUAACAUUGGGGUGGCUCUACAUGCAUGUGGUGUGGCAACAGACAUGGUGAUCGAACAUUGCAUCAAGGCUCGGGCAGCCUUUGUCAUCUCCCCUUGUUGUUAUGGCUUCAUUCAGAACACCAUGAAGUUUAAAUAUCCAAGAAGUCAUCAGUUCAAGGAAAUUUUAUCCUACAAGGAGCACAUGAUCCUUUGUAGGUUUGCAGAUCAGACAGCUGUUCAUCUUCCACCUGAACGGAAGCUGAUAGGAAAGCAGUGUAUGGGGCUUGUGGAUCUUGAUCGAGCAUGGGCUGCAGAAGAGUGUAACUACUCUGUCCAAGUUACAUCUAUGGAGCCAGAGAGCUGUUCUCCAAAGAACAAUAUGUUUGUGGGCACCCCAGUUUAGAGUAUGAAACUUGCACUUGAUUUGAAGUUGAUCAUAAAUCUUCAAUGCAUAAAAACAUCCAGCAAAUACAAGCAUAGUUGGGAACCAGACAUCAUGUGUCUUGAACCCAUUGUGUUCGGAAAAGGAAGCAGCAUGAGAAGUUUUAGAAAGUGAACGGCAUGCAGAGCAUUGGAAAUUGUAAUGUGUCAUUAAGCAACUCUUGGCUCUCAUAGUGAGAGGUUUCUCUAACAAUGGUCCAUGGUAUUGCAUCCAUCUGCAGAAGCUUAGAAAAAAGGGGAAGAAGGCUUAGAAGGGAAGGUCAUUUCCUUUUCAGUAAAGCUGUCUUGGCUGCUUCAAAAUUGCAUUCAUGUUCAAAACUUCAUUUGUGCUUAUCAGCCAGCAAUGCAGUUCACUAGAGGGAACAGAUUUAUGGUGUUAGUGAUGAAAACUGUGCAACAGGUGUUGGCUAGAUUUUGCUAAAGAAUGCCAUACUAUUUCAUCAAGAUUCUUACUACAAAUUCUUCAGAAUGCUUUCAGUAUCAUUCUGCAUAUAAUUUGUAUUCCAACUUAAUCCUUUUAAAAAUGAUGUGAAGUUUUUAGCUUUGGAUAUUAAGCAAGAAUUCUGUACCCAGUCAUUGGAAAGUGUAUGUGUAUAUAGCUAAAGAGAGCAAACCCUUAUUUCUCCAUUGACCGGAUUAUAGGAGAUAACAAUGAUGUCGGUGAGUGGUUACUUCACUGCCACCUCUGCUAAUUGAAAUGGAUUACUUUCUGUUUGAAAGAGACUUGCUGUCAGAUACAAUUUUUAAAAGAAGUUCUUAUGUCUGUAUACGUCAUCUUCAUUUAUUUUUAUAUUCAGUUUAAAUUCAGAAGAAGUUGCAGUUAUGGAACUGUUUGAAAAGCUCGAUCAUAGACAUGUUACCAUUAAAUGAAAAUAAAUGUUGUUCUGUGUUUGGA